Molecule: messenger RNA, 180 nt
Organism: Helobdella robusta
Lineage: Eukaryota; Metazoa; Annelida; Clitellata; Rhynchobdellida; Glossiphoniidae
Exons: 2
Biological process (GO): fatty acid metabolic process
Molecular function (GO): fatty-acyl-CoA binding
Source: RefSeq, a predicted model, not a curated record
UCGUUAAAAGAACAAUUUGACGCCGCUACUAAUGUCAUCCAAAGUUUACCAAAAAAGGGUUCUUUCCAGCCAUCGACAGAGAUGCAGUUGAUGUUUUAUUCUUUGUUUAAGCAGGCCACCAUUGGUCAGUGUAAUGUUUCCAGGCCUGCUUUCUAUGAUAUUGUCGGAAGAACUAAGUGG